AAGGCAAGGUAUUGUGUAAUUUGGAUGCAAUUUCGUGAUCUCCGAAAAGCAACAAGAUGAUCUGUCCUCCACUGCUAGGGACAAUGACAUUUUAGCCUCAAAUUCAAUAAUAAUUUACGUACGAACCAGAAGUUAAGCUUAGCUGAAGUCAAACGAAAAAUUGAAGCUCUCUAGUCUGGCAAUUAUCCCUAGAUAUCUCCUCUCUCUAUCCCGUCAAUUCUCAAGUAUUUGCUCUCCUACCAUGGCCGACGCGCUUGUUUCUGGAGUCUUAGAACAACUAACAUCAAUCGGCCUUCAAGUAGCUGGAAACGGGGUAAGACUUGUUGUUGGUGUAAACGAAGAAGUCAAGAAUCUCAGCAGCGCUUUUCGGACCAUCCGAGCUGUCCUUGUAGAUGCAGAGAAAAGACAAGUGAAGGAGGAAGCUGUUAAAGUUUGGCUUGAUAAGCUUAGAAACGUAUCUUACGACAUUGAAGACGUGUUGGAUGAGUGGAACACUGCAAUUCUCAGAUCGCAAAUCGAGGGAUAUAAUGGAAGCCCUUCAACUUCAACUCCUCUGAGUCAGGUAUGCUCUUGGAUUCAGCCCUCAGGCGUUUCUAUUCCACGACUUGUUCAACGUCGUGAUAUUGCUGUCAGGAUCAAAGAGCUAAAUGAGAGGCUUCAAGCCAUUGCCAAGGAGAAAGAUGAUUACGCUUUCAUAGUUAAUCUAAAUACGAAUAACGAUCUAGGACCUGAACGACCAAAAACCACAUACUUUAUUGAUGAAUCUGAAAUAUGUGGUCGAGACCAAGAUCGAAACACCAUUAUGAGCAUGUUGCUAGGUGAAAAUAACCAUGCAAAAAGGGGAAUCCCUAUAAUCUCUAUUGUGGGGAUGGGAGGCAUAGGGAAAACAACUUUAGCCCAAAUAGUUUACAACCAUCAAGACCUGAACGCCUAUUUUCAAAAGAAAAUAUGGGUGUGUGUUUCAGAUCCUUUUGAUGAGAUGAGGAUUGCAAAAGCAAUUCUUGAAACUCUAACGGGUGUUGCCUCGAGUUUUAGUGAGUUGAGUACUGUACUAGAGAAAAUCCACGAAUCUAUUGUGGGAAAAAGGUUCCUUCUUGUCCUAGAUGAUGUGUGGACUGAGGAUGAGAGGAAGUGGCAGUCGUUGAAAUACUGUCUUAACGGUGGUUCCCAAGGAAGCAAAAUCUUGGUCACCACACGUAAGGAGAAUGUUGCUACUAUCAUGGGUUGCACCAAAUUAUUCCAGUUGGGGAAGUUAUCCAAAGAAGAUUGUUGGUCUUUAUUUAGUCACAUAGCAUUUUUUGGAAGGAAUGGCAGAGAGCGUGACAGUUUGGAAGAUAUUGGUAAGAAAAUUGCAGAUAAGUGUCAGGGCUUGCCACUUGCAGCAAAAACUCUGGGAGGUCUCUUACGUUUCAAGAGAUCUAGAGAACAAUGGCAAAGAAUCUUGGAUAGUCAUAUGUGGGAGCUUGAUGAGGCUGAAAAAGGUCUUUUUUCUCCAUUACUAUUAAGCUAUUAUGAUUUGCCAUCGCCAUUAAGGCAAUGCUUCUCAUACUGUGCCAUUUUUCCGAAAGAUCAUAAGAUAGAGAAGGAUUUGUUGAUCAAGUUAUGGAUGGCUCAAGGUUUUCUUGGAGAAAUGCAAGGAACUAAGAUGGAGACUGUUGGUGAAGAGUACUUUGAUAACUUAGCAAUGCGUUCUUUCUUUCAAGAGUUUGAAAAAGAUGAAGAUGAUGAUAGCAUAAUUCGAUGCAAAAUGCAUGAUAUAGUGCAUGAAUUUGCUCAACUUUUGAGAAAAGCUGAAUGUUUUCUAGUAGCAAGCAACGGUAUUGAAGAGCAAAUAGUUGACUGUUAUUAUGAAAAUGCUCGUCAUUUAACAUUCAUUCUUGAUGAUGAACAUGUUGCAAUUCCAAAUCCCAUUUAUAAUCUCAAAAAGUUACGUAGCCUCCGAGUUGACUUGAGUCAUUUUGAUUUAUCAAAUUUAAAGAUAUCUGUGCCGAGAUUAUUUGAUCAGUUGACUUGUUUAAGAAUGCUAGACUUGAGUAGCAAGAGAUUUCGACAGCAAAGUGCAAUUAAAGGACUUCCACGAGCAAUAGGAUGUUUGAUACAUUUGAGAUAUUUAAAUUUGGAGGGAAAUAAAGGAUUGGAACGAUUGCCUGAGACACUGUGUGAGUUACCUAACUUACAAACUCUAAACAUCAGGCUGUGCUCAAGUCUUAAAGAAUUGCCUAUUGGAAUUGAAAGGCUAGUCAACUUGAGACAUCUUCAAAAUGCAGGAACAUAUGGAUGCAACUCCAUGCCACCUGGAAUGCGAAGUUUAACAUGUCUACAGACAUUAGAAGAGUUUGUUGUCUAUAGCUUUGAUGCUUUGAGAAUCAAGGGUAGAUGCAACAUUAGUGAUUUGGGAAGCUUGGCUCAUCUUCGAGGGAAUCUUAAGAUAAUAGGAUUGGGAAAUGUGAGAACAGGGAAUAAGGCAGGGGAUGCAGGACUUCGGAAUGAGACUGGCGUCCGUAAUCUUCAAGGGAAUCUUAAGAUAAUAGGAUUGGAAAAUGAGAGAACAGGGAAUGAGGCAGAGCAUGCGAUACUUCAGAAUAAGACUGGCCUCCGUAAUUUGACUCUAUCGUUUAAUUCCAAUGCCAAAACUAAGAGAAUUACGGAUGAAGCAUCUGUUCUUGAUAAGAGAAUUACGGAUGAAGCAUCUGUUCUUGAAGCCUUACAACCACCUUCGUAUCUGGAAUCUUUGAACAUAAAUCGCAUGAAUGGUCCAACUGUAUACCCCAGCUGGAUGGCGUCAUUGACUAUGCUUAAGAGGGUUAUACUAUGGGCUUGUUUCAAUUGGAAAACUUUGCCUCCCAUGGGAAAGUUACCAUUCCUUGAACAUCUGGAGAUAUGGGAAAUGAAGAAAGUGAAAAGAGUGGGUGAAGAAUUUAUGGGAUUAGAAAGAGAAGAUGGACAAACAUCAUCUUCUUCAUCAUCUAGUAAUAACAACAAUAUUGCCUUCCCUAAUUUGAAGCAUCUCAAGUUUCAAUUUAUGGAAGAGUGGGAAGAGUGGGAAUAUGGGAACCUAUCCACAAGCAUAGGACAUGAUGGCUCUUGCUGUACUACAAUCAUGCCAUGUCUUCGUUCCUUGAAUAUCAAUAGUUGCCUCAAGUUGAAGUCGCUGCCGUGCCAUCUUCUCCAGAAAAGGACCCUGCAAGUAUUGGAGAUCUUUGAUUGCCCUAUUCUAGGGGAACGAUGUUUAAGAAAUGGGACAGGGGAUGGCUGGCCCUAUAUCUCUCACAUUCCAACCAUCACUAUUAAUGGUGAAGACGUGAAAAGAGAUGGGCAUUGAUCACUUUUCGGCUUCAAAGCAUUGGCUUAUUUUCUCGGAAAUCUUAUUUGGUAAAGGACAUGAAGAUCAGCCCUGCUAAGCCCUCUGAUGUUGCAAAAAAUUUAUGGGAGGAGUAAGAACAAAAAGUUCGAAACCCAAAGUAAAGAUCAUAUUCUUUGAUGUUGAAUCACCUAUAUCUCAGAAAAUUGGCGUUAAAUAAUUGUGUGCUACAAGCAACUAAGCAAUUAAUCAGCCAUGAAAUUCCUUCCAAGGGAAGCCGUAAUCAUACUCGAACACCUGUUCUUUAGCCAUUGUUGGCGCACCUGGUGAUGCAUGGUAAGUAGACUAGAUAAGUGAUCCAUUUUGCUCUCUGUAAUAGUCCAUGCAAAUUUUCAAGCAUUUGAAACCGCACCUAGCUAAUUGUAUGUUAUAAUUGGAUUUGAAUGGCACGCAAUUCCCCUUUGUGGCUGAAGGUGUUUAAUAUAUAGGAAGGAAAAGCCUGGCUUACAUCUAGAAGGAAGAAGAGGUGUAUACAUGUUCUUAUUCUUAGAAGAUGGAGUUCUUAUUUUCCUUAUUUAACAAUUUGACUCCUAAUUUCCAAAAGGAAUAUUACAGAAAGUAAAAUGAAUUCUAAUAUCAACCCAAUUUAUAGUAUAUCCAACUAUAUUAGCAUUAUAUUUUGCCUAAAUCCCUUUCUCAAUUGGUAUACCUUUUUCUCAUUCUGAUUGUGGGUUGGGAUUUAACAUAAAAUCUGCAACAAUUUCCUUUGAAUCCGUUCCGUUGUUAUUGUUAACCUCUGCAAUAUAGUCUUCCUGAUUAACUCCUUUAAUUUGAAAAUCCUCCCUUUUCUUAUCCCCUCUAUUUUAACAGGGAAAGAAGAUUUUCCAAUUCCUACAAAUUGAAUUGAAUAAUCAUAUAUUAGACUCUAGAUUUUUAAAAAAAAAAAAAUUACAGAAGUUGAUUUCUUUUUCUAGGCUGAAAAUGACUAUCAAAGGCCAUGUUUAGCAGCUUUCAUUUCUUUGAAAUCGUCAUCAUAGGUGGAUUGCUCCUGUUUUGUUAUUUAUACAACAUUUUGCUUUACAUUUGGUUUGAAGGUAUAUAAAGAGUUAGAGAACUCCAUUCAUUCAUAAGAAGAUCUACGCUUUCAGAUACCUUAAGUUAAUGCAUAGAACGUAACAUGCAAAGUAGAUUAAUCAAUUUGGGUUCUAAGCAUUUGAGCACUGGAGCCAGGUUUUCUAACUAUUUGCCCUAGGGAGCUUAUGCAUGGGAUUUUGGUUUAUCUUCCUCUGUGAUAAAGUGUUUCAUGGCGAGGAAAACCCAGAUAUGUGGUUCAUCACUGCCAAGAAAGAAGAAUAUUGUAGCAUGCUGUGUAUUCUCUUUCCAGAAACUGUGCUUGAGAGGAAAUGCAGAAAGCAUAAGCUGAAGAGGAGAUAUCUCAUCAUGUCAUCCUUCAUAGGUCCACUCGUAUGAACUUCUUAUUCUCAAUCACCAGUUUUCUGUCCUUUCUUAAUUCCAUUUAACAACAAAAGACUAGACCUGUACACAAGCUUUAGAAUUUUCUCAUUUUUUACAAAUUUCUUUCUUAUGGCUCUGCUGUUGACCAACGGGCUGUCCAUGAUACAAGCACAAAAUCCAAGAUAGAUAUGCUACAAGCACUGGCCUUAAAAGUGUGUUGAUUGAUGAAGCAGGGAUUGUCCAAUAAAAUUUUAUAUCAGAAGUCACUGCACCUAGCCUGCAAGAGAUCUUGGUUCUCUGGCAAUGGAGAGAACAAUCAUAGUGAUGGACUGAUGACUUAAGGUCAUUUGGAUUGCUUAUCUUUGGGCCACUUUAAUGAUAUAAAUCUUUAUGUCUAAGUAAUGCUUUCUACUCAAGAUACUUCUAAGACUUGUCCUCUAAAAUAUUAGUAAGAUUUAUCUUGCUUCACCCUAUUUACUAGAAUGCCAACCUCAUGAAACCAAUGAAACAUGCCCUUGCAGUUUUGACAAUGCUUUUGAGCGUACAUAACAGAAAGCAUUUCAUUUUCAGGUAGUGAUAGUUGCAAGUUGCUGUAUUUAGUACCCUUUGAGAUUCAAUUAGAAAUCAGCAUGACCUUUGACUUUGAGGAUUUUCGAAAGAAGUGCCAUGCAACUCAGGCAGCAGAUUGAGCAGAUAAUCACUAGGAAGCUGCUGUCCAGAGGUGCCAUGCAUGAUUUCCUGAGAAACCCUUUUUUCCCUGAACCGGGGGAUAUGAUUGGCACCUGUAGAAUGAAAGACAUGGAAGCACCAAUUGGCCUUAAGCAUUUUGAGUUUCACCAAGAAGUAAUGGCUGAGUACUUCCUUGCUUGGAAUGCAGGAUGCUUCCUUUCUUGGGGCUGCAUAUAUAUUUCAUUCAUCAUUAUGUGUCUUCCUGGGGCGAAGUUGAGAGUUCCUAUGCUAGAGAGCAAAUAUGAUGACAAAAUUCUAGGAGCUUCUUGACCAUCUCCACUCUGUUAGGAUGUGGCUUUUUAUGCUCCAUUCAAAAACCAUGGCAUCAACUUGCAUAGAUUGGAAGGUCUUGAAGUACUACAAAGUUUUUUUUUUUUUCCUUUUUCUUUCUUUGGUUUUAACUUUUGGGAAGAAAAUUGUUGCACAAAGGAAGCAAUAACAUAUUUUUGUCUUCACAUUUGAAUA
This is a messenger RNA of Theobroma umbraticum, 5950 nucleotides long. RefSeq names its product disease resistance protein RGA2-like. The record is from RefSeq and is a predicted model, not a curated record. NCBI's taxonomy places the organism in Eukaryota, Viridiplantae, Streptophyta, Magnoliopsida, Malvales, Malvaceae. Gene Ontology annotation, molecular function: ADP binding.